AUGGCUGACGAGAUAAUGGAACACAUAAGAGCAGAAGCCGCUCAUCUGAACAUAGAUUUGUCCUCCGUUGAUUGGAACUCUGUUAAGCUCCCUCCCAAUGAAGAUUUUGGCAUCAAAAGUGAUGAUGAUGACGACGACUUCAAGGAGGAGGAGUCGCUGGGAGUCCCAGACGAGUGGACCCCUCCUGAAAUCAACCCCUACACACCAGAGGAGAAUCUGCAACAGUGGCUUAUUAAUGAAAAAGGUAGAGAUCAGUUUGUUAUUCGUUUUGGAUCAGAAACAGAAAUCCUGUGGAAUGAUGCAAGACAACUGAAAGCUGAUUCUGUUGACAAACGCCCUUUUUGGACUGAAAGUUUUGUUCAGUGGUCUCCAUUGGGAACCUACUUAGCCACGGUCCACCAGCAGGGUGCCGCCGUGUGGGGCGGUGCCACCACUUUUAACCGCCUAAGGCGCUAUGCUCAUCAACAGGUUAAACUCAUUGAGUUCUCUCCAGGUGAGAAAUAUUUGGUCACAUAUAGCAGCAGCCAUGAUGAUAUGCAUAGGGUAAACAUAUUCGAUGUGAGAACUGAAAAAGUAAUGAGAGAUUUUGAGGGAAGUGGCAAUGAUUUUGCAGAUGGAGGGGUUUUCUGGCCGGUUUUCAGAUGGGGUGGCGGCAUAGAGGACAAGUACUUUGCUCGAAUGGGAAAAAAUGUCCUUUAUGUUUAUGAAACAAAGACCUUUCGUCUUAUUAACAAAAACCCCAUUAAAGUUGCAAACAUUAAAGACUUUAGUUGGUCCCCAACUGAUCCUAUUCUUGCAGCUUAUGUUCCUGAAGUUAGUGGAGGCAAUCAACCUGCAAGAGUGAGUCUUUUCCAAAUCCCAAGCUGUCAAGUGAUGAGACAGAAAAUUCUUUACAAUGUUAGUGAUUGCAAAAUGUAUUGGCAAAGCAACGGGGAAUAUCUUGCUGUUAAGGUUGAGCGCUACACAAAAACCAAAAAAAGCACAUACACUGGAUUUGAGCUUUUCAGAAUCAAAGAAGGAGACAUACCCAUUGAUGCUUUUGAGCUUGACAACAAGAAUGACAAAGUUAUUUCAUUUGCAUGGGAACCCAAGGGUCAGAGAUUCGCUGUUAUACAUGGUAGUGGUCAAUUUUAUCAAAGGGGGUUUGAUAUUAGUUUUUACACUGUGAAAGGGGGUAAAGUGUCAAAGCUCAAAACCCUUAACCAAAAACAGGCAGAUGCUCUAUUUUGGUCGCCUGGUGGGCGUUUUAUUGUUUUGGGUGGAUUGGGGAAGGGGUUUCGUGGACAGUUGGAGUUUUAUGUUGUGGAUGACCUUCAAACCAUGGCUACUGCUGAGCAUUUUAUGGCAACAGACAUUCAAUGGGAUCCUAGUGGGAGGUAUGUUGCGACAUCGGUUACUUCAGUGCAUCAUGAGAUGGAAAAUGGGUUCACCAUAUGGUCCUUUUAUGGGAAGCUACUUUAUCGCAUUCUAAAGGAUCAUUUCUUUCAGUUUUUGUGGAGACCAAGGUGGCAAUUCUUGAGUCCUGAGAAAGAGGAAGAAAUCGCAAGGAAUCUGAAAGAAUACAGCAAACAAUAUGACAUAGAAGAUGAUGAAAUUUCGGUGUUAUUGAGGGAGCAGGAUCAUGAGAAGAGGAAGGAGUUGAAGGAGGAAUGGGGAAGGUGGGUGAAGGAGUGGAAUAGAAUGCAUGAACAAGAGAAGAUGGAGAGGCAAAUGCUAAUUAGGGAUGAUGCUGAAGCUACUAAUGUAGAAGAAGAGGAAUAUGAUGAAGUUGAACAACUAUUGGAUGUUUCUGAAGAAAUCCUGGAUGUGUUUCCCUAA
Molecule: messenger RNA, 1818 nt
Organism: Lactuca virosa
Lineage: Eukaryota; Viridiplantae; Streptophyta; Magnoliopsida; Asterales; Asteraceae
Source: the annotation of a GenBank genome assembly